Messenger RNA from Triticum turgidum subsp. durum (durum wheat), 243 nucleotides. NCBI's taxonomy places the organism in Eukaryota, Viridiplantae, Streptophyta, Magnoliopsida, Poales, Poaceae. The record is from the annotation of a GenBank genome assembly.
AUGCAUCAGGUAAAGCUAAUGCAUCAAGCAGGCUAUGAGCUGGGGAACCUUGAUGCUACAUUGAUCUUGCAAAAACCAAAAAUUAGCCCAUUCAAGGAGACUAUCCGAUCUAACUUGUGUGAACUACUCGGGGCGGAUCCAUCUGUUGUCAAUCUCAAGGCCAAGACGCAUGAGAAAGUCGACAGUCUAGGAGAAAACAGGAGUAUAGCUGCUCAUACCGUAGUUCUCCUGAUGCGCAAGUAG